GACCGAACCAUAAAUCGUAGUAAAAGAAUAGAAAAUUAUUGAUAUAAACCAAACAAAUCCAAAAAAAAUUUGAAACCCCUCAACGAAGCCAAUUUUCGGUUGUACCAUGGCUCAACCUAAGGCAAUUUUCGGUUGUACCAUGGACCAACCGAAAAUCACCUUCGGUUGCACCAUGGCUCAACCGAAAAUUGCCUUAGGUUGAGCCAUGGUACUACCGAAGGUGAUUUUCGGUUGGUCCAUGGUACAACCGAAAAUUGCCUUAGGUUGAGCCAUGGUACAACCGAAAAUUGCCUUAGGUUGAGCCAUGGUACAACCGAAAAUUGGCUUCGGUUGAGGGGUUUUGGGUUUUUUUGAAAAAAAAUCUGAUUUUUACCUCGUCGGAGUCGCUACUCAUGAUUCGGACGUAUUCCCAACGAUUACGACUCGAGAAUGUCAACGAUGAAUUCGAGAGCGUGGGAAAUUGAGUGUUUUUCAUUUUUUUUUAGUUAAAGUGAUGUUUGUUUGCUAAAGAUGACAAAAGGUUAAAAGUGUAAAUUUGUUAUUUUUUAGGACGAUCAAUAGUAAUUUUAAGGACGACGUUUAUCAAUUCCCUAAAAAAAGAGGUUAAUGGUGAUUUUAUGUGGGGCAAAUAAAAAAAAAAUUAAAAAUAAAUUAGGUGUCGCAUUUCAGAGGGACAGCGAGAGGUCCAGCUGGCAACUGCGCGAUAGAUCCAAGUGGGCUGGUGGGUCCCAUCCACAGACCACUUCACGUGACACUCGACAUCCUAAUCCCAUUAAGCGUAACGGAGACGUCUCCACGUGUUGCCCGAUGACAAAGCCGUUCCACACGUGUCCAUAUCACAGCCUCUUUGGAGGGAUUGGGGGACCGCAUUUGCCAUUUGUCCUCUCUCCGGGCCCGGGACCGGGCCCAUGUUGAACCCAGCCCUCCCUCACCUCUCUGUUUGGGCCUUGGGCCAUCGAGUCGCGACAAAAAAGCCUUGUUUCGCGAUGGUUAAAAGGCGGAGAGGAACUUUUUAGUAGAUUCCCGUAACUGCCCCUCACUGUACGGCAACAUGUCGACUGCCGUUUUCACUUUUUCAAUUCACCACCUCCACGUGGCGUCCAUCCACUGUCCGGUGAACUUCAGCAGCGGGUUCCACGUGGCAGGUUUAGAUGGGAAGUUGUUUCGUUUCAUCUGUUCGCCGCGGUAAAACGGCAUUCCGGUGUGAAAUUCCGGUGUGGACAGUCCAAAAGUCUUGUACGUGUCGCUUUCACGAGGGGCGUGUAGGUCAUUUCACGAUAAUGUUUUCGAGUUUCUGAGAAUUCGAAAAAGGAAAAAAAUAUUAAAAUAGCCAAAGCAGCCAAUCUUAUCCAUUUACCGCAACCCCCACCACACCCUUUAUAAAAAGGGACCUCGAAAUCUGCCUUCCCUGAAACAAACCCACCACAGUAGAAAGAAAAAAAAAAUCCCCAAUCCAAACAAACAGAAACCCUAAAUUUAGAAUCAAUUGAAAAUUUCAAUCGGGAGAGACUGUGAUCUUAUCAGCUUUUCCCCGAUCUUCUUCUUCUUUCUUCUUUCUUCUCGCGAAUUCGAUGGCGGCGAGUAAGAGUUACUUAGCCAGGCAGAACUACCGAUUCCUCCCCGUGGAUCUUCCGAACCACCACCACCACCUCCUCAGCCACCACGACUCCUCCUCCUUCGAACUCGACGAGUGCGACAUCUACGACCGCCACCACGCCGCCGUGGAGUCGCCGGAGUUCCGGAAGGCCGGGUCGAGGAUCGGCGGCAAGAAUCGGUCGACGGUGGCGGCGGUGAAGUUCGGAUCCGCCGCGUCGUCGCUGCCGGUCAACAUACCGGACUGGUCGAAGAUAUUGAAGGAUGAGUACCGGGAUAACCAGCGCCGGGAUCCGUUUGACGACGACGAGGAGGGAGAAGAAUUGGACGAUGAUUACGCCGACGGCGGCGGGAUGCGGGUGCCGCCGCACGAGUUCCUGGCGAGGCAGAUGGCGAGGACGAGGAUCGCGUCGUUCUCCGUCCACGAAGGCGUGGGGAGGACGUUGAAAGGGAGGGAUCUGAGUAGGGUCCGAAAUGCAAUUUGGGAGAAAACUGGGUUUCAAGAUUGAAAAUUUUCAUUUUUUUUUUUUUGAAAGUAAUUAGAGGGGAAUAAUUAUUAACUUUUUGCGGGGGUGGAUUUCAAUUUUAAUUUUUAAAAGUUUUAUAUUUUUGUUGUUUUUAUAGAGAGGGGAUUGUGACAGGAGGCCGGUAGUCGGUAGAUUGGGUAUUUUUCCUAAUCUUUACCCUUUUUAAAAUUUUUAUCUUGGUUCGAUUGAUGAAGGGGAUUGAGUUUUUUUUAAUCAAUCUGUUAACUUCAUCAAUUAUUUGUAUUUGUAUUAUUAAUAUAUUUCAUCAGAAAUAUUCCACUCCAUUCAAGAUAUAUUUUAGUAACUUUCACACUUAUUAUCAUUUGCCCUUGGUCAAUAACAGUUUUGUGCUAGAAGUCUCCUUUCUUGUUGGGUGGGGAGUAGUGGUGUGGUGGCCAUACGGUUCGGUACGUUACCUAAUCGAAUAGCAUUAAUUUGGUUCGAAAUUCGGAAGGGAAAAUGAUAUAUUUCGGAAAUCAAGAUCCUUUCGACCCUAACCGAAUAGCAUUAAUUUGGUUCGGAAUUCGGAAGGGAAAAUGAUAUAUUUCGGAAAUCAAGGUCCUUUCGACCGAGAACCGAAUUUCUGAAUUACUAUAAUUGCAAACUCCAUAGAUUUUUAUGUUAGUACUUAUUAUGAGAUUAAACAUUUGAGUAAUGUAUGUAUUCUAUGACUUAUGUGUGGAAAUGUGAUUUUAUCAUUGAUAAUUAUUUAAUUGCAUAUUUAUUAUUUAUAUUAUGGAUGAAAUAUAAUUUAAAAGAAAGAAAAUACAAGCUAAAAUCACAAGUUCAAUUUUUCAUACAACCCAUUAAAUGCUGUAACAUUAUUUGAAUUAACCUAAAUUUCAUUAGGUUAAGGGAGAAGAAGCAAAAAAAUCAUAAUUAAGAAGUAAAACAGUGGAAGUGGGUUGUGGUUGUGGGGAUAAGGCUGCCUUGCUAAUUGCGAAUAUUAGGGUUCGAUUUGUUCAAGAAAAUCUAAACCGCAUAUGACAUAAACUAUUAUUAUGUGUUCAUAUAGAAGGGUGGUGAUAAUGCAAAUCCAUAAUUAUAUUUUAAAAUGAUUUGACAGUCCAUAAGAUACUCCACCGUCUGCCAACUAAGAACUCAUAUAUGUUAAACAAUAUGACAAAAUUCCCUUCCAUCAAAGUAAAUCUAGUUUAUUAUAAUAUGCAUAAUGGUGAGUAAAUCGUCUUUAUUAUAAUAUGCAUAAUGUUGAUUGGAGAGUGACAUUUUUAGCUUCAUCUUUGAGCUAAUCGAACCGUUUGAAUCUUUUUUGACUGAAUAUUUUGGAUUUAAAACUGUGCUUGUUUUCGUCUCGUACUCGUACAUGCUUAUUGGGCUUGAUUAUAUACUCACAUGUUAAAUAACAAUGAUAUUUGUUGGAGUGACUGAUUUUUAUCUUCUUUUUAGAUAGAUUAUCGAUGGUAAAGCUAUGUGCAAUUCAGAUGGGACUACAAAUUAUCUCUUUCUUGACCAAAAUUGGUUAUGAUGUGUAUUAAUAUGUUGAGAUUCUUCAAAGAAAAACGUUUAAAAGUGGCAUGAAUGAAUGCUCUCAAGUCUCCUUAUCUUCAUCCUCGCUCCGAGAUCUAUGUUCAAUUCGUGGAAACUGUCACGUUUCUCUCUCUUUCUUCUUUCUUCUCAAUCUAAAUCCUUAUCCCACCAUUGAUUAAUUGUUAGUCACAAAAUUUGAACAUAGAAUAUGACGAGUGUUACUUUUUCCGACAUUAUCACUAUGUCAAUUUAGUGGUUGGAUCAUUUAAAUCAUAAGAUGCUGUGAAGUGCGCGGUUUGGAACUUAAUUGGAUUGAGUAAAGUACUAAAGUGGUGACUUAUGAAAAGAGCCCACCAAAAGGAGUGAAAUUUCAGAACAAAUCCCAAAAGAGAAAGCUAAUUAAGUGGAAGUGGAUAAAUUUAAGUGCUUAUUUGUGCUUUGUUAAUGGUGGAGAAUAAAUUUGGGUGGUAAUG
Messenger RNA from Linum trigynum, 4081 nucleotides. Lineage: Eukaryota; Viridiplantae; Streptophyta; Magnoliopsida; Malpighiales; Linaceae. The record is from the annotation of a GenBank genome assembly.